AUGGGUCGGCGCGGCGGGCCCUCCUGCGCGCGGGCCAUGGCGCGCCUGGCCGCCGUGCGCUCCCACUACUGCGCGCUGCUGCUGGCCGCGGCGCUGGCCGUCUGCGCCUUCUACUACCUGGGCUCGGGCCGCGAGACCUUCUCCAGCGCCACCAAGAGGCUGAAGGAGGCCCGCGCCGGGGCCCCCGCGGCGCCCUCGCCGCCCGCGCCGGAGGUGGUGCGGGGCUCGGCGGCGCCGGCCGCGGGCGCCAAGGCCAAGGGCCUGGAGGGCGGCGGGCCCGGGCCGGUGGACUACCACCUGCUCAUGAUGUUCACCAAGGCGGAGCACAGCGCGGCGCUGCAGGCCAAGGCCCGCGUGGCGCUGCGCUCGCUGCUGCGUCUCGCCAAGUUCGAGCCGCACGAGGUGCUCAACCUGCACUUCGUGAGCGAGGAGGCCAGCCGCGAGGUGGCCAAGGCCCUGCUGCGGGAGCUGCUGCCGCCCGCCGCCGGCUUCAAGUGCAAGGUUGUCUUCCACGAUGUCGGCGUGCUGACGGACAAGCUCUUCCCGGUCGUGGAGGCCAUGCAGAAGCACUUCAGUGCUGGCUCGGGGACCUACUACAGCGACUCCAUCUUCUUCCUCUCCGUCGCCAUGCAUCAGAUCAUGCCCAAAGAGAUCCUGCGGAUAAUUCAGCUGGACCUAGACCUGAAGUACAAGACCAACAUCCGGGAAUUGUUUGAGGAGUUUGACAGUUUCCUGCCGGGCGCCGUCAUCGGCAUAGCGAGAGAGAUGCAGCCGGUGUACAGGCACACAUUCUGGCAGUUUCGCCACGAGAACCCCGGGACCCGGGUCGGGGGCCCGCCCCCUGAGGGGCUCCCCGGCUUCAACAGCGGAGUGAUGCUGCUGGACCUGGAGGCCAUGCGCCGGUCCCUGCUCUACGGCCGCCUGCUGGAGCCGGCGCAGGUGCAGCGGCUGGCGGACAAGUACCACUUCCGCGGCCACCUCGGGGACCAGGACUUCUUCACCAUGAUCGGCAUGGAGCACCCCGAGCUCUUCCACGUGCUGGACUGCACCUGGAACCGGCAGCUGUGCACCUGGUGGAGGGACCACGGCUACAGUGACGUCUUCGAGGCUUACUUCCGCUGCGAGGGCCACGUCAAGAUCUACCACGGGAACUGCAACACCCCCAUCCCGGACGCCUAGGAGCCUCUGCGGCUGCGGGCUGCGGGCCGCGGGGCAGCGUCUGGGCCUUAGGGGCGUCGUCUGUCCCAGCCCGAGGCCUGGCCGCGCUGCAGGUGCUCCCGGGGGCGCGGCUCCGCGAAGGGCGGACGCAGACCUCUGGGCGAGAGAGCAGGUGUUUAGAGACGAGAACGGACAGGACAUGCCAUUCCCUGCCCUCGGCCCCCAAAUCUUGAAAUCCUUUCAAGAGCCGGCCUUUCUCAGACCAAACAUGAAUUUAUUUUAAAUGGCCAAGCUUCCAUUUUGCCAGAGGGAACAAGCAGCACUGCUGUCGCUCCCAGGGAGCUCUGAGGUCCAGCGCCCCGUGGAUGCCAGCCCGCCCGGGAGGCUGUGUGCGUGCGCCCGAGAUGCCCACACGGCGCGGCCCGGGUGGAAGGCGGCUGCCGGCUUGGGGUGCGGCGUGGGGGGCCAGCAGCGGCGCCCAUGGAAGCCUGGGCUCGUUACCGCAGCUUCCCCAGCCUCCUGCUCCCAGCUGCCCCCCAGAACGUCACGAUCCCUCCUUCCCCCCAGUCGGCCUCGGGGGCCCCGGGGGCCCGGGAAUCAGAUCCACCCUCAAGGAGCAGAGCUCGGCCGCCCGCGGGGACACGCAGCAGAGUCGCGUGCACGGAAGACGCCCUCCAUGAGCACCCCGCGGUUCACUCCAGGACUGACCAGCGUUCAGGCUCUUUACAAAGUCAUCCCGUGACCCUCGUAUCGCAGCGCAUCAGACCCCGUACCUUAGAAGGAGGUAGGCUCCUCUCUGGGCGCGUCCCCUCGCAGGAUGCAGACAGGAAGCCCCCGGCGGCCCAUUAGGUCUAGUCGGGUUCUUAGGGGAAGAACUGUCGCUGGAUUUCCAUCUCCUUUUAUUUCGGUUUCAUUCACUUUUUUUUAUUAUUAUUAUUUCUCUUCACCGUGAGUGAGAAUAGCUAAUAAACAACCUUUGAGAACACA
This is a messenger RNA of Canis lupus familiaris (dog), 2145 nucleotides long. It is a transcript of the gene XXYLT1, whose product is annotated as xyloside xylosyltransferase 1. The record is from RefSeq and is a predicted model, not a curated record. NCBI's taxonomy places the organism in Eukaryota, Metazoa, Chordata, Mammalia, Carnivora, Canidae. The transcript has 4 exons. Gene Ontology annotation, molecular function: UDP-xylosyltransferase activity. Bases 1 to 1179 code for a protein of 392 amino acids.